Messenger RNA from Seminavis robusta, 2160 nucleotides. The record is from the annotation of a GenBank genome assembly. NCBI's taxonomy places the organism in Eukaryota, Bacillariophyta, Bacillariophyceae, Naviculales, Naviculaceae.
GGUUGGUGAUUGCCAAUGGGUUCUGCAAUACUCUUUCCCUCUCUGAACAAGUUAACUGAUCUUGGCGAUUCUGUAACCCCACAGCCACAACUUUUGGUCUUGUAAACUUGGUCAAUGGUUUCCAUAUUAGUAGCCCUAAUUGUACCACUCUAGCCCCCCAUUUUCCGUCUUGUUCAUUUCAGUGCUCAGUUCUCAGGCAUUUGAGAUCAGCUCUGACUAUGGAGCCUUUUCUACCAGGGCUCGACAGAGACAGCAGUGUUGAUCCUCUUCCUAUCACUGAUACAGCAUUCACAGACAUGAACACUGCAGACAUUCAGGGAGUGUGUGAUCUUCUGGCUCUUGAUACCACAUCAUCCGAAGUCUUUCUGGCUCGAGAAUCGGGUGUUCAAAGAGACAAGACGUUUCAGGAAGCAGGUCUUUCCUUGGAUCGUUUCCCUCAGUCUUCUGAUGAGGCAGACUUGGUUGAUAGGCUCUUGGCCGAUGAAAUUGAGAAGCUGUCGUUAGAAGAGAAGGAGCGAAGUACUUUUGACUUAUAUGGAAUGACCCAAGAAACCAAGGAUCCUGAGGAUGUUGAUGCUCUGCUAGAGCAAAUGGAGCUGGAAAUUCGAAAGAUACCAGACCGAAAAGCAUAUGAAAAAGCCAAGUAUAUGAACGAAGAAUAUGUGAUGGAAAAGGAUUUCCGGCUUCUGUUUCUUCAUUGUGAUGAGUUUGAUGCCAAGUCUGCGGCACAACGAAUUGUGCAACAUUUUGAGGUCAAACGUGAGCUGUUUGGUGAUGGACCUGCCUUGGCCAGAAAACUACUCAUGAGUGAUCUUAGUGAAGACGACAUGAAGUUUCUCACCUCAGGAGUCCGGCAGCUCUUGCCUGUGCGUGAUGCUGCUGGCCGUCUGGUAUAUGUAAUGUGCCCUGGCUUCAGGGACAGCUCUGUAGCAUUGGAUUCUCAGCUGCGUGCCGAAAUAUACUUUGGAAUGAGCAUUCUCCAAACUGAGGAUGCACAAAGGAAUGGAGGCAUAGUUUUGGUAAUCUCCCUUCUUGGAGAAUCACUGCUCAAUCUACAACAACAACUGUUUCUCAAACUUAAGCGAUUGAAGAAGCUAAGGUCAGGGGGGUUGAUAAAGGUGGCUGGUGUCCAUUUCCUAUUGAGCCAAGACUAUCUUCGUCCUUUGGUUGGUGGGAUCCGAUGGUUAUUCCCGGAGAAACUGAGAGCAAAAAUACGUGUCCACUUUGGGGACUUUGAUCAGCUCAAAUUUGCAUUACAGACUUUUGGCAUCCCAACUGAUUGUCUCCCAUUCCAUCCAGACAAACCCAUUAAUCUGAAGAAUCAUGAUCAAUGGAUUCGGAGCUGGCGCAAGCAGGAAGAAAAAGGCAACAAUCAUACAUCUGAUAUCAUUGUCCCCCGUCGAUUUGAUGUCCUCCUUGGGCGAGGACGUCGUACCAGGCAUCACACGGGCAAUGUGAGAGCUGGGCAUAUCGCUGACAUGUUUCGAGACAAGUAUGAGACCGCUGGGAGAUAUGAAAAGACAGCAAUCGCUGAACGAAUUGUCACAAUUAUUCGAGAAUCGCAUGGCCGGUUUUUGAAGUGGGAAGACGAUGCAUGGGAAGUAGUGGACCAACAAGCUGCAAGGAACAAGAUUUCCCACUUCUAUAGAAACACACGCAAAAAAGACCCCCCCACCAAAAGCAAGGCAUCCCCGUCUGAUGGCUCUAGCUCAGAGGGAGAGACACUGGCUUCAGCUGUGUCCAAGCGGGCGCAACCAAACUCAACGCAACAAUCAGCAGAGCGAGUUCAGAAGCGGCACCAACGGGAUACCUAACUCAAAUGGGCUGUCAAUAGGUGGAUUACGGGCUGUUAGCGGGCCUAUUGCUGCUUUGCGGGAGCCAAUCUCCGGUAUACGGUAUACCGGUAUGGUGCCCCCUGCUGGACCAUCUGUUUGUGAGAUUGCCAAUAAGGGAUCUGUUUAGCUUUCAGGCGGCAGCUAAUGUAAGCCGUAACUUCCUGCAGGUUUCAGAGUUGUAGACAUGUGAUGUUGAUUGGUGUCAGCUGAAGCUGAUGUGCACUCUUAAUAUUAAUUGAAUAAAAAGGCUACUGUAUGAUAGCUAGCAGUUUUCGCAGCUCCUUGCCAUUAUUACAGCACCCACCACCACAGUAUUGCCAGCGCU